This is a messenger RNA of Diplodia corticola, 732 nucleotides long. RefSeq names its product speckle-type poz. The transcript is spliced from 3 exons. The record is from RefSeq and is a predicted model, not a curated record. NCBI's taxonomy places the organism in Eukaryota, Fungi, Ascomycota, Dothideomycetes, Botryosphaeriales, Botryosphaeriaceae. Gene Ontology annotation, molecular function: protein binding. The coding region runs from base 1 to 732 and encodes 243 amino acids.
AUGGCGAAAGACAACCCCAAGAAGCAGGCAGCGGCAGCCAACGGAGUGAAGAAGCGCCCUGCCUUCACCUUUGCCAGCAUCAAGAGUGAGAUGAUCGAAGUCAUUGUCGGCAGCAGCAAGCAAAAGUACUGCAUCCACAAGGACAUCCUCUGUGCAUCUUCGCCUGUCUUUCAGAGGAGGUGCAACCGUGAGGCAAAGGGCACAAAAGCACUUCACAUAGAGCUGCUUGAUUCCAAUCCGACUCACUUUGAUGUCUACGUAGAGUGGCUCUACUUCGACCAACUGUUCACGGUAGAGACAGAGAACAAUUACAAAGGCAUGAACUGGGACAUCUUCCUCUCUGUGUAUUUGCUAGGCUACAAGCUGCAAGACCAGAAGUUCAAGGACGCCUGCGUGGAUAUUGCAUUCAACAACCCCACUGAUCGUGAACUUCUCAAGUUAACGAGCCAGACAAAAGCAAUGUACAAGGAGCUUCCACCUUCCGAUCAAUACCGUCGUCUAUUCGUGGAGUUCUGGGCUUACAGUGCGAACGAAAAUUGGUUCGCUCCGGCGAAUGCCAAGCAUUUGCGAGAUGCACCAAUGGAGUUCUUCCGGGACGUUGCGAAGGCGUCGAUCAGGAUUACUGACGGUUGUGCGGGUUCAUUCGGAGUCAGAUACUUCGACCAGUUCAAGCCCAAGCGUUCGGACUUCUGCGACGAAUCGAAGGAUACAACGAACGAGAACAAAGUCUGA